Messenger RNA from Zygotorulaspora mrakii, 1293 nucleotides. RefSeq names its product hexokinase (gene NGK1). Gene Ontology annotation, biological process: glucose 6-phosphate metabolic process; glycolytic process; intracellular glucose homeostasis. The transcript has a single exon. The record is from RefSeq and is a predicted model, not a curated record. Gene Ontology annotation, molecular function: glucokinase activity; fructokinase activity; ATP binding. Gene Ontology annotation, cellular component: cytosol; mitochondrion. Lineage: Eukaryota; Fungi; Ascomycota; Saccharomycetes; Saccharomycetales; Saccharomycetaceae. The coding region runs from base 1 to 1293 and encodes 430 amino acids.
AUGGCGUCCUAUCACACUAUAUUGGACGAGCUGACCAAAAGCAUUCUUCCAAAAUCUUCAAUUGAACAAAUCAUAGAAGAACUUGUUUAUGAGUGUCGACAUUGUCUUGAAAAUAGUGAUAUUUCUAUGCUUCCCAAUGGUGUAAUUCAAAGAACAGUAUAUUACGAUUUUUACCAAUCUUGCCGCUCUAGCGUUCCAAUCUUAGCUAUUGAUUUUGGAGGCACGAAAUUAAAAUUUGCUGUUAUCACCAUGCCCGAAUGUAUUCUUCAGUAUCAAGAUGAAUUUAAUCUCGAAUCAGGCCAGGUCGAUCUGAAAUUUUUUGAUGCUAUAAUUAGACGAAUAUAUCUGAGCUUGUUUGAAUUUCUGAGAAAUGGCAAAUGUGCUGAACCCAUUACUGUUUCGGUGACAUUCAGUUUCCCAUUAACCGCUGAAAAUGAAAUUGUAACCAUGGGUAAAGGCUUCCACAUGUCCGAGGAAGUCAAGGGUCUCAAUGUUCUAAGUAUCAUAGACGCUUCCUUUCAAAGAAUUUUCGAAGAGUUUGAUGAGCCGUUAUUCACCGUCGAAAUGGGUGAAAUAGUUAAUGAUUCAGUAGCCGUGUAUCUCACUCACAGAAUAAAGAACAAAGAAAGUAGUAUUGCCUUGGUAGUGGGAACGGGGCUCAAUGCUUGUUUUGAAUUACCUUCAUCGCGUUUACCAUCGAAGAAAAGGCCAAAGAACGAUAAUGAAUUCACAUGUCUAAAUACAAUGAUUAAUGCUGAGGCAGGAUUCCUCGGCAAAAAAACGGUUAAUAUAACUCAAUUCGAUAUUGUUGACAAUCCAGAUUGCGAUAUGCCAUUAGAAUAUGUAACAUCGGGGAAAUGGUUACCGCAAGCAUUGCAGAGAAUUUUGAAACACUAUAAUAUUCUAGGUCCGGAGUUGGAUUUUAUUGACGGUCGCUGGAUGAUUGACAUAAUUGAAGGCAACCAAGUUUUUGAACGUCUUCAGAUUGAAGUAUCCACCAUACUACUGAUUCGUGAAAUCGGUAAAAUCCUUCUAAAAAGAGCCGCCUUUUAUCUUGUCGCGACGCUAAUUUCUAUAUCUCGACUAAUCCAACAGCCACUAAGUGAUACAUUAGAGGUCGGGUAUGUGGGUAGUUUCUUGGCGCACUCUUCCUACUAUAAAGGGCAAAUUCGUAAAUACUCUAAUGAUCUCAUCAAGCUACGUUUUUUAGCGGACAGCAAUUUAAUUGGUAGCGCCAUUAAAACUUAUCUAAAAGUCUUUUCUAUAAAAACGGAGGCAUGUACUGACAAAUAG